UAAACAUUUCUAGUUACAUUUUGCAAACUUUAAAUUGUGUUUUUCUACUUCAAAUCAUUUUAUUUUAUUUCCUUUACCUUAACAUUGAUGUCUGUGGUUCUCAAACCAAACCACAGUUUAAAUUAGUAUUUGUAGUCCUGGCUGUAGAAAAACUUCUCAGUAAAUCUGGGAUUAUUUUUACCUGGUACAACAUGCUCCAGCUGAUGGACAGAGCUUGAUGCGUGUAAAUUAAUUUCCAACUGUGUUAAACCCCAUUUUAAAUUAUUUUAACACAUUAAACUCACAACAUUAUUUGAAAUUAUUUGCAUUGUUUUGAUUUAUUCGUCGUAUUUGUUCGAAACUGCAUUAAAAAUAAAAACUCUCUUGUAUCGUCAYGAGAGCAAAGCUGAUAGGGAACACAAUUUGAUACAACAGCAACAUUUCAGACACGGCUAAUAUAAAUAGAAGAAAGGUGUUUGUGUAGAUGCCUGAUCAAAAAAAAAUCUAAAAACGUCAACGCGUUAAAAAAAAAGCGUAUCUGGGGUGUGUCUUGUCCACACUGUACUAUCCAGAUCCUAAAUCAGAUCCAUGGAUCUUUCCAGUCUGACAGACGUGAGGUGAUCGGUUCUGCUCAGGUUCAGUUUAUCCAAAACGUUCAUUUUAACGUCACAGACAUGACCGAACUGGAUCAGAACAAGACUGAAAGUCUGUUUUUAGAGAAGAAAAUGGAGAUGAAAGCAUUCGGUGUCCAUCAGCAGGAGGAUGUGGUUCUGAACCGAUCAGAUGAUGUUCAGCAGCUGUCGGUGAUUAAAGAAGAGGCUCCUCCAGAGUGGAGCUCWAAUCCGGACCAGCAGCACCCAGAGCUCCUCCGCAUAAAGGAGGAAGAGGAGGAAGUCUGGAGCAGUCAGGAGGAAGAGGAGGCCGUUGCUCAUCAGGAGAAGUUUCCUCUGACUGUUAUUGUGAAGAAUGAAGAUGACGAGGAGGAGCACCGGUAUUUACAUUUCCAGAGCCAAACUGAAGGCAGCACACAGGAAGAACCUCCAUGCAGCAGCUCGAUUCAGCCAGUCAAAACAGAAACCGAUGAAGAGGACUGYGGAGGGCCAGAACCAGACUGGAACCACGAUCCAUCGUCUUACUUUCAGAUGAAUACUGAUGAAAAGGUUUCAGACUCCUCUGAGACGGAAGUCACUGAUGAAGAUGAUUUUGGGCAGGAACCUCUGUCAGAUUUUAGAGGUGAAAUUGACAAAGCCAAGUCGGACGUAAACAGCAGUGAGGGACGUGACGUUGCCAAGGCGAUCUUCAGCUGCUUCGAGUGUGAUAAACAAUAUUGUUACAAACAGUCCCUUCACCGCCACAUGAAAUGCCAUUCCUCCAGUUUGGAGAAAACAAAACGCGAGCAGGAAGACGACGAUUCUCGCACAGAAGGCAAGAAGAAGAAGAAGAACAAAACCUUCAUUUGUGAUGUCUGCGGACAAAAUUUUAACCAAAGGACAAAUCUUAGCACGCACAGGAGAAUCCACACCGGGGAGAGACCGUACAAAUGUGAUGAUUGCGGUAAAAGAUUCACGCAGCGGGGAAACUUACGAAACCACAAAAGGAUUCACACGGGAGAGAAACCGUUCAUCUGUGACUUCUGUGGUGACCGAUUCAGGAAUCAGGGGAUUCUGCAGGCACACAUGAAAGUCCACACAGGGGAAAGACCAUUUGUUUGUGACGUUUGUGGCAGGAAGUUUACCAGGAAGGUCCAUUUUCAUACACACAUGAGAGUCCACACAGGAGAGAGGCCGUUUGGUUGUGAGGUUUGUGGCAAAGAAUUCAGCCAUAAAACCCAUUUUCAGGAGCAYGUAAGAGUUCACACWGGAGAAAAACCUUUUUCCUGUGGUGCUUGCGGAAGAAAAUUCAGACUACAGUGUAAUUUAAAGAGACACACAAGGGUUCACACAGGAGAGAAGCCCUUUAGCUGUGACCAGUGUGGUAAAACGUUUAGUUGUAACUCACAUUGUAAAAGACACAUGAAGCUUCACACGGGGGAGAAACCCUUCGCUUGUGAUGUUUGUGAUGAAAGAUUUACAGGUCCGGGAAUUCUGAAGAGCCACAUGAGAGUCCACACCGGAGAGAAGCCGUUUGGUUGUGAUGUUUGCGGUAAAACCUUUACCAAGAACUCCGCUCUGAAAAGACACGCAGUCAUCCACACGGGGGAGAAACUGUUCUGCUGCGCUGUUUGUGGUGGAGGAUUCAUGCAGCAGGCGAACCUGAAGAGCCACAUGAAAACCCACACAGAGCAGCUGUAAAUAAAACAUCCAAAUAGUAACUUUUCAAAUUUGGAGCCUAUUUGUGUGUAGGGCUGCRACAAAUGAUUAUUUUUAUAGUCGACUAAUCACUGAUUAUUUUUUCGAUUA
Molecule: messenger RNA, 2378 nt
Organism: Austrofundulus limnaeus
Lineage: Eukaryota; Metazoa; Chordata; Actinopteri; Cyprinodontiformes; Rivulidae
Product: gastrula zinc finger protein XlCGF57.1
Exons: 2
Coding region: 654-2270 (538 amino acids)
Biological process (GO): regulation of transcription by RNA polymerase II; embryo development
Cellular component (GO): nucleus
Molecular function (GO): DNA-binding transcription factor activity, RNA polymerase II-specific; RNA polymerase II transcription regulatory region sequence-specific DNA binding
Source: RefSeq, a predicted model, not a curated record